Molecule: messenger RNA, 1347 nt
Organism: Xenopus tropicalis (tropical clawed frog)
Lineage: Eukaryota; Metazoa; Chordata; Amphibia; Anura; Pipidae
Gene: sult2b1
Product: sulfotransferase family 2B member 1
Exons: 8
Coding region: 189-1055 (288 amino acids)
Cellular component (GO): cytoplasm
Molecular function (GO): sulfotransferase activity
Source: RefSeq, a predicted model, not a curated record
UGUCCGACAAUUUACUGCACUGCUGGAAAUGCUCUAGUCCCACCGCAACCCAAUAACCGUUAUGGAGAAAUGGAACUGCUGGACAAGGGAUUCUCUAGGAAACACUCAGGCUGGGGCUGAGGUCCUGCUGAACUGGCUCACACAGACGCGCUUCUUCAGCAUUGUUGCAACUAACACUUGGAGUGAAAAUGGGGGAUUUUCAGGUUUCCCGGGACUACUUGACCUUUGAAGGAAUGCGAGUGCCUUCCAAUGUCCAUACAGUGGAGAGCUUAACUUAUGCUUGGAAAGAGUUUGUGACGCGCAACGAUGAUGUUUUUAAUGUAACGUUCCCGAAAUCAGGCACGACUUGGAUGCAGGAAAUCCUAACACUCAUUUAUAGCAAUGGAGACCCUGCCCCAGUAAAGACAGAGUAUAGUUGGGAUCGUGUUCCCUGGCUAGAACAAUAUACCGGCCGAAGCAAAUUGGAGAACAGACCGUCCCCUCGGCUCAUCACAACGCAUCUCCCUUUUCAUUUAUUUCCACAAUCUUUCUUCAAGACAAAGGCCAAGGUUAUCUACACCAUACGAAAUCCAAAAGAUGUCUGCGUGUCUCUGUAUUUCUUUUCCCUGAUUGCUCAGUUCCUGGAAUACAGGGAAGAUUUCCAGGAGUUUGUCUCCUUAUUUCUAAGUAAAGACAUGUUCUAUGAUGGUUGGUUUGAUCAUGUGAAAGGUUGGCUGCCAUUUAAUGACAACCCCAAUUUUCUUCUUUUGACAUACGAAGAUAUGGCCAAAGAUCUAAAAAGCAAUGUGAUUAAGAUCUGUCAGUUUCUUGGAAAGGAGUUGGAUGAUGCCGCCAUAAAUUCUGUAGUGGAAAAUUCCUCUUUCAAAGCAAUGAAGGACAAUGAGAUGUCCAACUACAGUGCCGUGCCUGACUAUAUAUUCAGCAAAGCCAAAGGGUCGUUCCACAGAAAAGGUAUCACUGGAGACUGGAAAAACUAUUUUACUCCGGAACGAGAAGAAGAAUUUAAUAAGAUUUACCAAGACCUCAUGAAAGACGUCAACCUCCAGUUUUCAUAGACUGAAUUGCAUUCAUGUAUUUGAAUAUUUGGAAUAGCGCAAUAUGUACAUGUUUCUAUUAUAUUUUCAUAGCUUUUUCUACUAGGAACAAUGUAAUAUAAUAAGUUAUGGAUGUAAAAUGAAAAUUGACCUUACUUUAUGUGAAUGUGAGAGGGAAUUUAGACUGUAAGCUCUGCUGGGGCAGGGAUUGAUGUGAAUGAUGUAUAAUCUCUGUGAAGUGCUGUGUAAAUAUGUUGGCACUAUAUAAAUAAAGGAUGGUAAUAAAAUAAUAAAGGAUAUGGUGGAAUCUAAG